CCUACAUCGCGCCGAAAUAAUGCUUGAGAUCGCGAAAUCAAAAAAUGAUUUGACCAAACUCCAAAGUAAGGCAGAUUGUUUUCAAUUAUCUACGAUGUUCCUCUCUUUAUAUUAGGUAAUUUUAGCUCCUAACAUUUUCAAAGUAUCAUCUUAACUGCAAAGACCUGGACAGAAAUUUGAAGGGAAGCACCUUUCUUUCUGACGAGUCACUGAUUUGCUCCUAGCCUCAAGAACAUGGCAAGCAAGAAUAAGAAACGGAAGCGGUCAUUUUCCCCUGAACCUGCAAUGCCAGAUCAUCCUCCCAUUCAAAAAUUUAAGUUUAAAACAAUGCCACAACUUCCCCCAGAUUCCAAUUCAUCGAGCAAAAAGAAAUCUUCCAAGAAGCGCAAGCAAGAGUUCUCACCUUUACCUACCACAAGUGUGUCUCCUACUGGUGAUUGGGGCGAAGAUGAUGGGGGACUGAAGAUGAAAUUUAUUCUGUCACCUAAAAAGACGAAGGUUGAUACAUCCCCAGAGAGUGAUGCGACAGAAGAGAGGUCUCCUCCUCCCAAGGGGACCGGUAAAGGGAAGAAGAAAGGCAAGCAAAUCAAAGCAAAGUUGUUCUUUGAGGAUCAAGUGCUUACUCUUGAUGGUGAGGAGGUGACUCACCAAGACGUGAUAAAGCCUGGCAAAAAACGAAAGGCAGGCAUCAAACAUAGUCCAGAAGACACAAAGUCGACUAAAAAGAAGAAGGAUGCAGAUAAAGCUAAAGUCAAAGAGGAACCAACGAUACCCCCUUUUACAAAAGUUCCCAAAAGUGCAGACAAGUCCAAGAUAAAAUCCAUCAAAGCAGAAUCCGAUAGUGGAUACAGUGAUACUCCAACAACCUCAGCAAAGUCAAAGAAGCUAAAAACAAAGCUGCAGACGUUGGAGGAACAGCCGGUUCCCAGUCCACAAGCCUCGGACGUGUCUAGGGAUUCCCUUCCUAAGAAGAAGAAAAAAGAAAAGGACAAAAAGAAGAAGAAGAUGUUUAAGUUCAAAGGAGAUCGCAAUAGGUUUCUGAAUGUUAGGGGGUCUUCUGAUGAGGAGGGGGGAGAUGACAGCUUCUCGAGAUCGAUUCAGGAUGAAGACAGCUUGGGAGGGGGCUAUGACCUGGAGGAUGAAUAUGAUAGCAACAUCCAGAAGGUGAAGUCCAAAGAAAUGGACAGGUUCAUGAUGCCUCAAAUGCCCGUGCCAGAUUACAACUUGGAGAAGCAAGCUGCAGAGAGCUACUCGGCCAGCACGAAAGCCAAAUCUAAGAAGGACGAUAGGAAUGAGGGCGAGAUUCAAUCGUCUCGCGCUGAAGAUCUCAUCUCGCAACUUACGGCUUUCGGUUCUGAUAUGGAGACUAUCUAUCCCAGCUACAUGAUGGCUCCAGACGAGAAUAAGGAAUUAGAUGAUGGAGGGUGGAUCAAAAAGAAGAAAAAGAAGAAGAAACUGGCCAAGGAGAAGAAGAAAAAGAAGAAGAAACCAAAUCUUUUGGAGAGGGAUGAACAUGGGAAUGUCAAGUAUGUUAUGCGGAAGACCAAGCUAUCUGGAUACAUGUUAUGGUGUAGAAGUUACAGAUCAACUUUUGUCUCACAAAACCCUGGACUUGAUUUCUCCACGAUCAGUCGUCGAAUGGGCGCCCUGUGGCAGACGCUGGACGAGGAGGAGAAGAAGCUCUGGCGCAAGAGAGAGAUCACCGUCAACACGAAGGUGCCCCUGAAGCGACUCAACAAGGGCAAGGACGGGGCGUCGUCAUCGGCUCCGGACGCCCCGCCCUUCCGCCUCAAGACACCGGACAAGCCCAAGCCCAAGGUGAAGAAGCUUGUUCACCCUGUCAAGAGGAAAAUUCACACUGCCGCCAAGAAGAAGAUUAACGCUGCUCCGGUGAAGAUCACCCCGCCCAAGUGGAACCCCAUCGACUGCGCCGCGUACCUGAGACUGCUGGGGGAGUCACUGAGUGACGUCGGGGGCAAGCUGCAAACACACAGGGUGAGUAGCUUCUCACAGCUACAUCCUGGUGUGAUGAAGGAUAAUAUUGAGGUCCAUGGCAGUGUGUCUGUCCUGUUAGACUCCAUGCUGUGUGCUCUGGGCCCUCUACUGUGCCUUACAGAACAGGUUCCUGAGCUCAAUGCAAUCAAUAAGAAAACCAAGACUGGUGUACUCGACAACAUAGCAUACAUCAUGCCCGGACUAUGAACCCACCCCAGUGUGUAAGGUCGUAUAUGGACUGGAGUCAAUGGAAGCAUCGU
This is a messenger RNA of Strongylocentrotus purpuratus (purple sea urchin), 2255 nucleotides long. Its product is annotated as HMG box-containing protein 4. The transcript is spliced from 6 exons. The record is from RefSeq and is a predicted model, not a curated record. Bases 235 to 2202 code for a protein of 655 amino acids. Lineage: Eukaryota; Metazoa; Echinodermata; Echinoidea; Camarodonta; Strongylocentrotidae.